Molecule: messenger RNA, 9186 nt
Organism: Ochotona princeps (American pika)
Lineage: Eukaryota; Metazoa; Chordata; Mammalia; Lagomorpha; Ochotonidae
Gene: TNRC18
Product: trinucleotide repeat containing 18
Exons: 29
Coding region: 293-9172 (2959 amino acids)
Molecular function (GO): chromatin binding
Source: RefSeq, a predicted model, not a curated record
CUCCUUUUUUUUUUUUUCCUCUGUGUCUUCCGCGGCUCGCUUCUUUCUGCCCGCCAAGACCCUGUGUGCGACGCCUCGCACAGCUCGCCUGGCCGCCCGGAGGGGCCCCGCCGCUACCGGCCGCUGGUGCGCCCCGGGCCGCGGGCCCGCCGCGAGCGCAAGCCCCGCUGGCCGCCGCCAUGCACGCCGCCGCGGAGCCUUCGCCGCCCGAGGACCUUGGGACUACGUCGAGGCCGAACUUUUAGGUCCCGCUGAGCCAGGUGGGGGGCUGGCCGCGGCACUCCCGCGGAGGAUGGAUGGCCGAGACUUCGGGCCCCAGCGGUCCGUGCACGGCCCCCCGCCGCCGCUGCUGUCCGGCUUGGCCAUGGAUACCCACCGCGUGGGCGCCGCCACGGCCGGACGCCUGCCAGCCUCGGGCUUGCCGGGGCCACUGCCGCCCGGGAAGUACAUGGCCGGCCUCAACCUUCAUCCGCACCCGGGCGAGGCCUUCCUGGGCAGCUUCGUGGCCAGUGGGAUGGGACCAUCGGCCUCGUCCCAUGGGAGCCCAGUGCCCCUCCCUUCCGACCUCUCCUUCCGCUCCCCCACACCCAGCAACCUGCCCAUGGUGCAGCUGUGGGCCGCUCAUGCCCAUGAAGGUUUCUCCCACAUGCCCAGUGGGCUGUGCCCAUCCUACCUCCACCUGAACCACCUGGAGCCCCCCAGCAGCGGGAGCCCCCUCCUCAGCCAGCUGGGCCAGCCCAGCAUUUUCGACGCCCAGAAAGACGGCUUCUACCUGGCCGCCCCUGGAGCACCGGGCACCCUGCACUCGCAUGCGCCCUCCUCCAGGACCCCGGGUGGCCACUCUUCCGGCGCUCCACCCAAAGGCUCCUCCACAUCUUCGUCCUCCACGUCCCGGGAGGGGCCUGCCAAGGAGCGGGCGGGCCGCGGCGGGGAGCCGCCCCCGCUCUUCGGCAAGAAGGACCCGCGGGCCCGCGAGGAGGCGAGCCGCGUGGUGGACCUGACCCAGGAGGCGCGGGCCGAGGGCCGGCAGGAGCGCGCACCCCCGCGCCUGUCCGAGCGCCUGUCCCCCUUCCUCGCAGAGGCCAAGGGCAAGAGUGUGUUGCAGCCGUCGGCGCUGAGCCUGUGCAACGGCGCGGGGGACGCAGGGCUGCCGGCUCUCGUGGCCGAAGCGGGCCGCGCCAGCGCCAAGGAGGCGGCCAGGCAAGACGAGAACGCGCGGCUCCUGCGGCGCGCCGAGGCCCUGCUGCCCGGGCCGCGGCCCUGCCCCUCCCCGCUACCCCCGCCCCCGCCGCCCCCCAAAGGGCCGCCCGCGCCCUCGGCUUCCGCGGCUGCCGGCGUCUACACCGUGUUCCGCGAGCCGGGCCGCGAGCACCGUGUGGUGGCGCCUACCUUCGUGCCUUCCGUGGAGGCCUUCGACGAGCGCGCGGGGCCCAUCCAGAUCGCGUCCCAGGCACGCGAUGCCCGCGCGCGCGAACGCGAGGCGGGACGGCCAGGCGUCCUGCAGGCGCCCCCCGGCUCCCCGCGGCCCCUGGACAGGCCCGAGGUCCUGCGGGAGAAGAACUCGGUCAUCCGCUCCCUGAAGCGGCCGCCGCCCGCCGACGCCCCGCCGGCCCGCAGUGCGCGCGCCUCCCCGGACCCCCGCACCUACCUGCCCGCCAAGGAGCUGCUGAGGCCGGACGGCGAGCCCCGGCCGUGCGAGCGCGCGCCCCGCGGCCCGGCCACCGCCGCCCAGCAGGCCGCCAAGCUCUUCAGCCUGGAGUCGGGGCGGCCGCCCGCACCCACCGGGCCCGAACCCAAGUGGAAGCCCUUCGAAUUGGGCAACUUCGCCACCACGCAGAUGGCCGUGCUGGCCGCGCAGCACCACCACGCCGGCCGCGCGGAGGAGGAGGCCGCGGCCGUGUCCAAGAAGUCCUACCUGGAGCCGGGGCCAGCUCUGCCCCGUGCGUCGGCGUCCUGUGUCCGACCUGUAGCUGACCUGCGCCCUGCCACGCACGCGCCCGGGGAGGCCUCGGCCAUGCAGAGCCUCAUCAAGUACAGCGGUAGCUUCACCCGCGAGGCGGUUGCCGUGCGCCCCGGGGGCUGCGGCAAGAAGAGCCCUUUUGGAGGUCUGGGUACCAUGAAGCCUGAGCCGGUCCCCACCUCGGCAGGGGCGCCCAGGGCCCAGGCCCGCCUGCCGCACCCCGGAGGGCCUGCGGCCGGUGGGAGCAGACAGCUGAAGCGGGACCCGGAGAGGCCUGAGAGCGCCAAGGCGUUUGGUCGCGACAGCUCUGGGGCCCAGGGCGAGGUUGAAGUGCGACACCCACCAGUGGGCAUCGCCGUGGCCGUGGCCCGGCAGAAGGACAGUGGGGGCAGUAGCCGGCUGGGGCCUGGACUGGCGGACCAGGAGCGCUCCUUGUCACUAAGCAACGUCAAAGGGCAUGGCCGAGCUGAUGAAGACUGUGCGGAUGACAGAGCCAGGCACCGGGAGGAGCGGCUGCUCGGGGCUCGCCUGGACCGGGAUCAGGAGAAGCUGCUCAGGGAAAGCAAGGAGCUGGCCGACCUGGCCCGCCUGCACCCCACCAGCUGUGCUCCAAAUGGCCUCAACCCAAACCUCAUGGUGACCGGGGGCCCUGCCCUGGCAAGCUCGGGACGCUGGUCUACUGACCCCGCAGCUCACCUGGCCACACACCCCUGGCUGCCUCGCUCAGGCAGUACGUCCAUGUGGCUCGCCGGACACCCCUAUGGCUUGGGCCCCCCUUCUCUACACCAGGGUGUGGCGCCUGCGUUCCCGCCAGGCCUCGGGGGCUCACUGCCCUCAGCCUACCAGUUUGUGCGGGACCCCCAGUCGGGCCAGCUGGUGGUCAUCUCCAGCGAUCACCUGCCUCACUUUGCCGAGCUGAUGGAGCGGGCCGCAGUGCCACCGCUCUGGCCCUUGUACCCUCCGGGCCGCAGCCCCCUGCACCACGCCCAGCAGCUGCAGCUCUUUUCACAGCAGCACUUCCUGCGGCAGCAGGAGUUCCUGUACCUGCAGCAGCAGGCGGCCCAGGCCCUAGAGCUGCAGAGGAGCACUCAGCUGGUGGAGCGACUGAAGGCCCAGGAGCAUCGGGCAGAGGUGGAGGAGAGAGUGACCAAGCGCAAUCUGGAGGCCGCGGGCAAGGCUGGCCUGGCCGCCGCAGGGCCUGGGCUGCUGCCUCGGAAGCCCCCCGGACUGGCCACUGCUCCCGCUGGCGCUUACAGCAAGGCCGGGAGCCCACCACCGUCUCCCCGUGCAUCCCCUGUGGCCGCCCUCAAGGCCAAGGUGAUCCAGAAGCUGGAGGACGUGUCCAAGCCACCUGCCUACGCCUAUCCCGCCACGCCCAGCUCCCAGCCCAGCAGCCCGCCGCCCGCCUCCCCGCCCCCUGCCCCUGGCGUCACCCGCAAGGAGGAGGCCCCAGAGAACGUGGUGGAGAAGAAGGACUUGGAGCUGGAGAAGGAAGCCCCCAGCCCCUUCCAGACCUUGUUCUCAGAUAUCCCCCCCAGGUACCCGUUCCAAGCCCUUCCGCCGCACUACGGGAGGCCCUACCCCUUCCUGCUGCAGCCCGCAGCAGCUACCGACGCAGAUGGCCUGGCCCCCGAUGUGCCGCUCCCAUCCGAGGGGCGUGAGCAGCUGGCGCUCUCACCCGAGGACAAGCCCAUCCGCCUGUCACCCUCCAAGAUCCCGGAGCCACUGCGGGAGGGUCCGGAAGAAGAAACGCUGGUCGAGAGGGAGGUGAAGGCCGAGGUGGAGGACGAGGACGAAGGCCCAGCCGAGCUGCCUCCCCUGCAGUCACCGCUGGCCCUGCCCACCGCCGACACCAUGGCGGCCGUGAGCCCCGCGAGCGGCUGUGGAGGCAGCCUGCUGGAGGCCCAGGCGCUGAGUGCUGCUGGCCAGGACUGUGUGGAGCCCGCCGAGUGCCCAGGCUUUAGGGAAGGGGCCGAAACACAGGUGGACUUGCCAGGCCGGACAGAAUCCUGCACGGCUGCCUUGGAGCUGGGGGGCCGGCUGACACCUGAGACACUGAUAGAGACCAAGGAGGAGCCAGUGGAGGUGCCCCUGGAUGCGCCCAUGGAGGUGCCCGUAGUGGAGGCGGCACCCGAGGAAGACCUGGCCUCGGCAGCCCUGAGUGAGCCCCAAGCCGACCUGGAACUGUCACGGUGUGACGUCUCCGCCACGGAGGACCAGGCCCUGAGUCUGGACGCCCAGGAGGCUGUCCCUGGGCCCGGCGGUGCCUGCUACCUGGAGGAGGUGAGCUCUGACCAGUUCCUGUCUGGCCUGGAGGACCCGCUGGCUGGCAUGAAUGCGCUGGUGGCGGCUGCGGAGCUGCCCCAGGCCAGGCCCCUGCCCUCCCCGGCUGACGAGGCCCCGGCCUUGGAGAAGCUGGACGCUGCCGUGGCCCCAAGCCUGGUCCUGGAGCAGAGCUUCCUGCACGGUAUCACCCUGCUGAGCGAGAUCGCCGAGCUGGAGCUGCAGCGCCGGAGCCAGGAGCCGGGAGGUGCGGAAGUGGGCCGGGCUGUGCGGCCCUCCCUGGAGAGCCUGCUGGUGGCCAGCAGCCACAUGCUGAAGGAGGUGCUGGACAGCCCCUUUGUGGACCCGCUCAAGACCCUGCGGCUCCCACGGGAGCUGAAACCCCACAAGAAGUACAGCUGGAUGCAGAAGAAGGAGGAACGGAUGUACGCCAUGAAGUCCUCGCUGGAAGACAUGGGUGCCCUGGAGCUGGACUUCCGGAUGCGGCUGGCUGAGGUCCAGCGGCAGUACAAGGAGAAGCAGCGUGAGCUGGUGAAGCUGCAGCGUCGCAGGGACUGCGAGGACAGGCACGAGGAACCCCAUAGAAGCUUGGCACGCAGAGGCCCUGGCAGGCCGCGGAAACGGAGCCACACCCCGGGCGCCCUGUCGCCCCCCCGCAAGCGAGGGAAGAGCCGCACCAGUGGCGGAAAGCUAAGCAGCAAGUCCCUGCUGACAUCUGAUGGCUAUGAGCUGGGAACAGGGAUAAGAAAGCGACCCAAGGGGCCCGAAGAGGAACACGAUGCACUCGUCACAGUGGGGAAAGCCAGGGGCAGGAGCCAAGCUUUGGAUGAGCAGGAAGCCUCGGCCGACUUCAUCAGUCAGCUGAAGAUUAAGAAGAAGAAGAUGGCCAGCGACCAGGAGCAGCUGGCAAGCAAGCUGGACAAGGCACUGUCCCUCACCAAGCAGGACAAGCUCAAGUCACCCUUCAAGCUUUCUGACAGUUCUGGGGGGAAGUCCAGGAAUACCGGGGGCUGUGGCAGAUACUUGACUCCUUACGACAGCCUGCUGGGCAAGGACAGGAAGGCGCUGGCCAAAGGCCUCGGCCUGUCUCUGAAAUCUACCAGAGAAGGUAAACACAAAAGGGCUGCCAAAGCCAGGAAGAUGGAGCUGGGGUUCAAGGCCAGAGGCCAGACCAAGUUGGCUCAUUCCCCAUUCACCUCGGAAGUGAGCAGCUACUCCUACAAUACGGACUCCGAGGAAGACGAGGGGUUCCUGAAGGACGAGUGGGCCGCCCAGGCCCCCUCCAGCUCCAAGUUAGCAUCUUCCCUCCUGUGUGGCAUGGUGACAAAGAACAGCAAAUCAGCCACAGGCCCCAAGCUCACCAAGAGGGGCCUGGCGGGCCCCAGGACUCUGAACCCCAAGCCGGCCGGCGGCAGGAAGCAGCCGUUCUGUCUGCUGCUCCGAGAGGCCGAGGCCCGGUCUGCCUUCAGUGACUCCUCGGAGGACUCGCUUGACCAAGAUGAAAGCUCCGAGGAGGAGGAGGAGGACGAGGAGGAGGAGGAGGAGGAGGAGGCUGAGGCCGCUGGUGGCUAUCGGCUGGGCGCCCGGGAGCGGGCCCUGUCACCAGGCCUGGAGGAGAGUGGCUUGGGCCUGCUAGCACGCUUUGCGGCCAGCGCCCUCCCCAGCCCCAUGGUGGGGCCGUCACUGUCGGUGGUGCAGCUGGAAGCCAAGCAGAAGGCGCGGAAGAAGGAAGAGCGACAGAGCCUGCUGGGGACAGAGUUCGAGUACACAGACUCGGAGAGCGAGGUCAAGGUGCGUAAGCAGUCCCCUGCUGGGCUGCUGCGGCCCAAGAAAGGCCUGGGGGAGCCGGGACCCACCCUGGCCGUACCCACGCCCAGCGCCCGGGGCCCCAGCCCCUCCAGCCCAGAGAAGGCCAAGCUAGCGGCCGAGAAGGGACGCAAGACCCGGAAGCUGCGGGGCCCCAAGGAGCCCGGUUUUGAGGCAGGACCCGAGGCCAGCGACGACGACCUGUGGACGCGGCGCCGCAGCGAGCGUAUCUUCCUGCACGACGCCUCUGCUGUCGCCCCCGUGCCCGUCAGUGCUGCACCGGUCCCCAAGCCCAGCCGCUGCGGCAAAGGCGGCCCCCUGAGCCCACGAAAGGACACCGGCCGAGCCAAGGACAGGAAGGACCCCAGGAAGAAGAAGAAAGGGAAGGAGACCGGGCCAGGAGCCCCUGCACAGCCAUCCCGUCCGCCUGCCCUGCCGCCUGAGGCCAGGGCCCCUCACGCCAGCUCACUGGCCACUGCCAAGAGGAACAAGGCCAAGGCCAAAGGGAAGGAGGUGAAGAAGGAGAACCGGGGUAAGGGGGGCGCUGUGAGCAAACUCAUGGAGAGCAUGGCGGCUGAGGAGGACUUCGAACCCAACCAGGACUCCAGCUUCUCGGAGGACGAGCACCUGCCUCGCGGUGGGGCCGUGGAGCGGCCGCUGACCCCAGCCCCACGCUCCUGCGUUAUUGACAAGGACGAGCUAAGGGAUGGCUUGCGUGUGCUCAUCCCCAUGGACGACAAGCUGCUGUACGCCGGGCACGUGCAGACGCUGCACUCGCCGGACAUAUACCGUGUGGUGGUGGAGGGCGAGCGGGGGAACCGGCCCCACAUCUACUGCCUGGAGCAGCUGCUGCAGGAGGCGAUCAAUGAUGUCAGACCGGCCUCCACGCGCUUCCUGCCUCAGGGGACCCGGAUCGCGGCCUACUGGAGCCAGCAGUACCGUUGCCUCUACCCGGGCACUGUGGUCCGAGGGCUGCUGGACCUGGAGGAUGAUGGGGACCUGAUCACUGUGGAGUUCGACGACGGAGACACGGGCAGGAUUCCCCUCUCGCAUAUCCGCCUCCUGCCACCUGACUACAAGAUCCAGUGUGCCGAACCGUCCCCAGCCCUCCUGGUGCCCAGUGCCAAGCGUCGCAGCCGAAAGACCAGCAAAGACACCGGGGGAAGCAAAGAAGGGGGCACAGCGGGGGCCGAGGAGUCUGGAACCAAGGCCCGAGGGCGUGGCCGCAAACCCAGCACCAAGGCUAAAGGUGACAGGGCUGCUGUCCUUGAGGAAGGGGGCGCCACCGAUGAGGUGCCCAGUGCCCCACUGGCACUGGAUCCCAUCAGCACCCCAAGUUCCAAGAAGAGCCCUCCGGAGCCUGUGGACAAGCGGGCCAAAGCCCCCAAGGCUCGCCCAGCCCCCUCGCAGCCCAGCUCUGCACCGACCUCCCUUGCCAGCUGCCCUGCUCCUGAGCCCUUUGGGGAGUUGCCGGCCCCCUCCACGGGCCCGGCCCCAGCCCCGCUCGCCACUGUGCCCGUCACCAUGCCCGCCACCCGCCCCAAGCCUAAGAAGGCUCGGGCUGCCGAGGAUCCUGGCAUCAAGGGCCCCCGGAGACCAGGCGAGGAGGCCGAGCUGCUCGUGAAGCUGGACCACGAGGGGGUCACGUCCCCCAAAAGCAAGAAGGCCAAAGAGGCCCUGCUGCUCCGGGAAGACCCGGGCGCUGGGGGCUGGCAGGAGCCCAAGGGCUUGCUGGGCCUGGGUAGCUACGCCCCAGCAGCUGGCAGUGGUGAGCCCAAGACGGCCUGGCCCAAGGCCCUGGAUGGGGACCUCGCCCAGGAGCCUGGGUCGGCACUCGCGUCGGAGGACUCGGGCAAUGCCAAGAGCCCCGACAAAGCCCAGGCUGAGCAGGACGGGGCUGAGGAGUCUGAGAGCAGUGGCAGCAGUGGCAGCAGUAGCAGCAGCAGCAGCGGCUCAGAAACUGAAGGCGAGGAGGAAGGCGAGAAGAGCAGGGAGGAAGGCCGGGGUGCCGGCGGCCGGGACUGCAGCGCCUCCAGCUCCAGGGCAUCCUCUCCUGCCUCCUCCUCAUCCUCUUCCUCCUCCUCCUCGUCUUCCUCUUCUUCCUCCUCCUCCUCUUCCUCCUCCUCCUCUUCUUCCUCUUCUUCCUCCUCUUCCUCCUCUUCCUCUUCUUCCUCCUCUUCCUCUUCUUCCUCAUCCUCAUCCUCCUCCUCUUCCUCCUCCUCCACCACAGACGAAGAUUCUUCCUGCAGCUCGGAUGAUGAGGCCACCCCUGCCCCAGCAGCCGGCCCCUCUGCCCAGCCGGCCCUCCCCACCAAGGCCCCCAAGCAGACAGGCAAAGCGCGGUCCUCAGCUCACUCCCCAGGCAAGAAGACGCCCGCGGCCCAGCCCCAGGCUCCCCCAGCCCAGCCCCCACAGCCUCUGCAGCCUAAGGCCCAGACUGGGGCGGGAGCCAAGAACCGACCCAAGAAGAGAGAAGGUGUGCACCUGCCCACCACCAAGGAGCUGGCCAAGCGGCAGCGCCUGCCAUCCGUGGAGAACCGGCCCAAGAUCGCCGCCUUCCUGCCCGCCCGGCAGCUCUGGAAGUGGUUCGGCAAGCCCACCCAGCGGCGUGGCAUGAAGGGCAAGGCACGGAAGCUCUUCUACAAGGCCAUCGUGCGUGGCAAGGAGAUGAUCCGCAUUGGGGACUGCGCCGUCUUCCUGUCGGCUGGCCGCCCCAACCUGCCCUACAUCGGCCGCAUCCAGAGCAUGUGGGAGUCCUGGGGCAAUAACAUGGUGGUGCGUGUCAAAUGGUUCUACCACCCGGAGGAGACCAGCCCUGGCAAGCAGCUGCACCAGGGCCAGCACUGGGACCAGAAAUCCGGCCGCAGCUUCCCCGCAGCCCUGCGGGCCUCCAGCCAGAGGAAGGAUUUCAUGGAGCGCGCCCUGUACCAGUCCUCGCACGUGGAUGAGAACGACGUGCAGACGGUGUCGCACAAGUGCCUGGUGGUGGGCCUGGAGCAGUACGAGCAGAUGGUCAAGACGAAGAAGUACCAGGACAGCGAGGGCCUGUACUACCUCGCGGGCACCUACGAGCCCACCACUGGCAUGAUCUUCUCCACGGAUGGCGUGCCCGUGCUCUGCUGAGCACCGCCCGCGCC